Messenger RNA from Ctenocephalides felis (cat flea), 368 nucleotides. RefSeq lists its product as uncharacterized. The transcript is spliced from 2 exons. Lineage: Eukaryota; Metazoa; Arthropoda; Insecta; Siphonaptera; Pulicidae. The annotation marks the transcript as partial. The record is from RefSeq and is a predicted model, not a curated record.
GUCGUCCAGAACCGACAGUAUCAUGGUUUAUCGACGGUCGUCUCCAUGACGAAGCUCGAGCGUCACCAUCAAUGCACCACGUAACCAUAAAUCGGCUUCAAGUUCCGCUCCUGAGACGUCAAGACCUCAAUUCUACGUUUCGAUGUCAGGCGGCAAACACGAAACUGAUACUUCCGACCGAGCGGUCUGUGAGACUCGAGAUGAAUCUGCGACCUAUGAGCGUCAAACUGCUCGGAACGCCCGGGCAAUUCAUCGCCGGCGAGAAGUACAGUGUGGCUUGCGAAGUGCUCGGUUCGCGACCUCAGGCACAAGUCACAUGGACCCGUGGCGAACGAAAGUUCCGCAAAGGCAAACCCGGACUCGAAAAG